This is a messenger RNA of Corticium candelabrum, 1530 nucleotides long. RefSeq names its product heparan-sulfate 6-O-sulfotransferase 1-B-like. The record is from RefSeq and is a predicted model, not a curated record. Gene Ontology annotation, molecular function: heparan sulfate 6-sulfotransferase activity. The transcript has a single exon. Lineage: Eukaryota; Metazoa; Porifera; Homoscleromorpha; Homosclerophorida; Plakinidae. Gene Ontology annotation, cellular component: membrane. The coding region runs from base 100 to 1281 and encodes 393 amino acids.
GCGCGAGUGGGGGCAGACGUGUCUCAACGAGGUUGCGUUUUCACAGUUUACGUCCGGCGUCUCACACCUAUUUGUGACGGUGCUGUUGAUGGAGAACAUAUGCCAGUGUGCCGCGAGGAAAUGAGGUUCCCCCGCAAUCGAUCUAAUUGUGGCACUACAAUCUUCGCCGGCGUGUCGCUCUGCAUUCUGGUCGUUAUUUACGUUUACGCGUCACCUCGUCGUGCUACAACAAGCACAGAAUUACUAGUGGAAAAACCAAACCCGAAACCCGAUUACAGAGCCGCAAGAGUGGAUAUCGAAGUGGAAAACUCGGGCGUCAUGGUGUUUCUUCAUAUUCAGAAGACUGGGGGAACAGAGUUCGGUCGUCAUCUUUUGUUUUUGGACGUCGGGAGACCUUGUCAAGUUCCUAGAAAGGGAAGUGGUAGGGCAAUGAAGGCUCCUAAAGGCUCAAAAUGUUUUCGACCAGGGAAGUCACCUGGAGAGUCUAAGUCUGAGAAGGAGAUGUGGCUCUUUUCUCGCUUUACAAGAGGUUGGCCCUGUGGUCUUCAUGCUGAUUGGACUGAAUUGCAUGAGUGUGUUGAAAAAACUAUAAAUAGAAAGGAAGGACCGAAAGAGCGUCAAUUCUUUUAUGUGACGAUUCUGAGGGAGCCAGUGGCUCGUUUCCUUAGUGAAUUUGCUCAUGUGAAACGUGGUGCAACAUGGGCUUCACAGCAUCACUGCAACAAGAAACCAGUAACGCAGAAGCAGCUGCCGGAUUGCUAUCCAGGAUUUUCGAAGAGAAAGAGAUGGCCAAAUGUAUCACUCGAUAACUUUUUAAGCUGCAAGUCGAAUCUUGGAAUUAAUCGCCAGACACGGAUGCUGGCCAAUCUGAGUCUAGUUGAUUGUUAUAACACAAAUACUUACCCACAAAAGGAGAGAGAUGAAAUGAUGCUCAACAGUGCUAUGAUUAAUCUUCGAACUCUUGCCUAUUUUGGGCUCAACGAAUACCAGACUGAGACCAAGGAGUUGUUUGAGUACACGUUUGGUUUGAAAUUCAUGGAUCAGUUUAGUAUGAGAAAUGAGAGCAAGGUGAACGCAAGAGCAGAACAAGAAGUAUUGACAGACGACGACAUAGCAAAGAUCGAGGAAACAAACGAUUUAGAUAUUCAAUUGUACAGCUAUGCCAAGAAGUUGUUUCUUGAAAGGGUCAAGGCAAUGAAAAACAAUUCUACAUUUCGUUGGACCAAAUAUCAGCAAUACUUGUUGCUGGUCAAUGAUGAUACCAUUGAUGAUGAGACAUGAUCUCUAGGGUCUAAUAAGGAUAUCACUAUUUCUGAAUUAUUUUGAUGAUUAAUCAUUGGAGUACUUUUUGUGUAUUGAAGUUAGUUAUCUUGAUACUUGCAGUUGAUAUUGUUUUUAGGUAGACUGCUUUUCUAGUCUAUUCUCUAGAUUCUUUAUUACUGACAUUGACAUUUGUGUUAUUUGUCAGGAAUUUUAAAUUAUAUAGUUAAACUAUAAUGUGAAGGAAUUAAUUAGAGCAACUGGGAAAAU